This is a messenger RNA of Talpa occidentalis (Iberian mole), 2431 nucleotides long. RefSeq names its product orphan sodium- and chloride-dependent neurotransmitter transporter NTT5. The coding region runs from base 142 to 2337 and encodes 731 amino acids. The record is from RefSeq and is a predicted model, not a curated record. NCBI's taxonomy places the organism in Eukaryota, Metazoa, Chordata, Mammalia, Eulipotyphla, Talpidae. Gene Ontology annotation, cellular component: membrane. The transcript has 12 exons. Gene Ontology annotation, biological process: sodium ion transmembrane transport.
GGCAGGAGGUGGGACAGGUGGGUAGGGUUUUUUUUCAGGGUCCUGCAGCUGGCAUCCUGGCUACGUGGUGUGGAGUUUCCUUAAGGUCAGCGAGGAAGGAGGCCCCAUCCCUGCAGAAGCGGGAACUAGCGUCUACCCAGGAUGAAGGCUGUUAGUAAAACCACGAAGGCCCGGAAUGAGAAACUCCAGAUAACUGAAUGUUCAGAUUCCAAGUCUUCUCCUUCCCCCAUCUCAACCCCUCAGACCUCAGAGCCUGAGCAACCCCAGAUGGCUAGCCCUUCGGCCUGUAAAUCCCUGCAUGCCGUCAGUUCAGCUUCCUCAGUCUUGAAAUCCAAGAUGGUACCUACUGAGGAGGUGGCUGGGGUGGGCCACUAUUAUGAUGAUGAUGUCUUAUCAUACCUUUGGGCUGAGGAGGAGAGUAAAGGAUCGGCUGUGUCAAAAAAGCAUGAAGCCCCUCCUGACCGACCAUCCUGGGCCAAUAAGAUGGAGUACUUUCUGGCCCAAGUGGCCUUCUCUGUGGGGCUCAGCACCAUCUGGCGGUUUCCCUAUCUGUGUUUUCACAAUGGAAAUGGCAGUUUUGUCAUCAUCUACAUCCUCAUGCUGUUCUUGGUCGGGGUUCCUCUCCUUUUCCUGGAGAUGGCCGCUGGUCAGAGGAUGCGGCAGGGCAGCAUUGGUGUAUGGAAGGUCGUCAGCCCCUGGCUUGGUGGUGUGGGGUACAGCAGCUUUAUGGUGUGCUUGAUCAUGGGUUCCUACUACAGUGUGCUCACGGCCUGGUGUCUCUACUAUUUGAUUCAGUCUUUCCAGUCUCCACUACCUUGGACACUGUGCCCCUCACUGGGGAACUCCAAUAAAACCGAUCCCGAGUGUGCGCGGACAACGCCCACCACGUACUUCUGGUACCGGCAUGUCUUGAUGACCACAGACGAGAUCGAGAUGGGCGGGUUGCCCGUCAGGCAUCUCAGUAUGUCCCUCUUUGUCACCUGGUCAAUCAUCUGCAUCUCCGUGAUAAAAGGCCCCAAGUCCAUUGGGAAGAUGCUGUACAUCUCCGUGCUCCUUCCCUACAUCAUCCUCUUCUGCCUCAUUAUCCGGAGUCUCCUAAUGGAGGGGGCACGGUUUGGUCUCAAGACUUUGUUGGCUACUCAGGUGUCAGCCCUGUACUCUGUGGAAGUGUGGCGCCGCACAGGGAACCAGAUCUUUCUGUCCUUGGGCCCUGGCCUUGGCAGCUUCACCGCCAUCAGCUCUUACAUCCCUCGGUCCAACAACUGCGUCAUUGAUGCCUUUGCCGUGGCCAUCCUGAACCUGGCCGCCUCAGGGACUGCGGUGGUGCUUGUAUUUGCCCUAAUGGGCCACUUGGCCACAGAGAACACCAUAAAAUGUCAGCUGAAGAAUGCUGAGACCCUGAUGAAUCUGGUCAGGACUGGGGUUCUGCCGCCUGAGGCCCAGCCCCCAGAUAGUGUGUAUAAAGACGCAGGCUCCAUCUACCCCAGGUGGUUCGACAGCCUCCCGGAUCAAGUCAAGGGAGCCGCCCUUCCCCAUUUGCUCAUUUGCAAUUCAUCUAGGGAAUUGGAGGAGGUCAUGGAGGGCCCAGGGGUGGCCAUUGUGGCCUUGACUGAGAUCACCUGUGGCUUCACUGGAGCCCCCUUCUGGGCCAUCAUCAUCUUCUUGUUGCUCUCGAACCUGGGGCUGAGCGCCAUGACAGGGAUCAUGCAGGGCAUCAUCACCCCUCUCCAGGACACCUUCUCUUCCCUCAGGAGACAUAGGAAGCUGCUCACAGCGAGCGUCUGUGCGCUCAUGUUCCUGGGCAGCCUCGCUUACAUGAGGCCCUCGGGCAGCUACUUUGUGAACCUGCUGGACGAUUACUGGACAUCCCUGCCUUUCCUCUUCAUUGUCAUCUUGGAGAACGUGGCCAUGGCCUGGAUCUAUGGGGCCAGGAGGUUCCUCGCAGACCUGGUGACCAUGAUGGGCCGCCCCAUCUCCCCGGUCUACCGCUGGCUGUGGUGCUGCCUGACCCCCGCAGUGCUGCUAGUGCUGUUUGUAGUCACGCUGUAUAACCUGUGUAUGAACCCCAUCAGCUACAUCGCGUGGAACUCAAGCAUUUCAGACGAGGUGAAGCAGACUUACCCCUCCUGGGCUAGAACCUUGCUCGCCCUCCUCAUCAUGGUCGCCAUAUUGCCCAUCCCCGCCUACUCCUUGUACACUCUCGUUCGGACGAAGCUCAUGGUCUCCUUGAGCCACAGCAGGGACACAUGUCUCAUCAGAUUUGAAUCAGCAAAGACCUUUCAGAGCUCAGUCCGUCGCUUGAGGAAGAGCCUCAAGAUGAGUAAGACAGAUAAGUAAGCAGGGGCGGACUUUCUGCCAUGUGAGUAAUUCAUCUUGGAAAUAAAGACUUGGCUCGAGUCGCGUAACGGCGCUUCUUUUUCAACGUGCCACU